CCUUCCCUGUUUUUUCAUUGUAGGCUUGAUCCCUAUACAGAUUCCUAUUAUGACUAUGAAAUAGAACGGUUCCGGCGUGGUGGGCAGUAUGAGAAUUUCAGGGUUCAGUAUGCAGACCCAGAUCCAUAUCGUAACUACAGAGAAAGAGAGCGGGAACGGGAGAGAGAGAACAGACAACGAGAAAGGGAACGUGAGAGGGAACGGGAGCGGCGUCAGCGGGAGCGAGAACGGGAAAGGGAACGGGAGCGCGACAAGGAACGCCAGCGGCGGAAAGAAGAGUGGGAACGGGAGCGAGAACGGGUGAAGAGAGAUGAAAAAGACAGGCAGCACAGGGACUGGGACAGGGACCGGGAAAAGGAGAAAGAAAAACCAAAGCCCCGGUCCUUACAGAUACUGAGCCGUCAACCUGAGACACCAAAGAAGGAGAAGGAGGCAACCACACUUACCACCACUCAGUCCAAGAGAGCAGAUGAAUGGAAGGACCCCUGGCGCCGAUCCAAGUCUCCCAAAAAGAAGCUUGGUGUGUCUGUCUCUCCCAGCCAUGUGCACAGGUGCCGAAAAACCUCUGCUUCUUCAGCAUCUGCUUCUGGCUCUUCAAGGUCCUCUUCUCGUUCAUCCACCUAUUCUGGUUCAGGUUCCUCGCGAUCUCAUUCCAGAUCAUCUUCUUAUAGCUCUUACUCUAGUCACUCUUCAAGACACAGCUCUUUCUCAGGCAGCAGGUCCAGAUCACGGUCCUUCUCAUCUUCACCCUCUCCUUCUCCAACACCAUCUCCACACAAGCCAGUUGCGAAGUCUAAAGGGGUGCUGUUACCACCUGCUGAGAAGGGUGAAAAGUCUGUGAAGAAACUAGCUGCCCUUCCAGUCCCUCAGCCACUCACUAAAAUUGCAACAGCUGCACCUGAGCCAGCCAAACCAGGGGAUAAUCCAGAGGCAAGAAGGAAGGAACGUCAGACAAGGACUCCACCCAGGAGGCAGACCAUCAGCAGCAGCAUCAGUGGCAGUGCCAGCAGCUACAGUGGUUCCAGUUCCCGAUCUAGGUCCUUGUCUCAGUCUCUCUCCAGAUCUCAUUCCAGGUCAUCAUCUGCAUCAGUCUCCCACUCUCCAUCUGGAUCCAGGAAGUCCAGGUCCCUGAGCAUGAGCAGCGUUUCUUCUGUCUCUAGUGCCUCCUCCAGCAGCAGCUCUGUAAGCAGCGCUGACUCUGAAGACAUGUAUGCAGAUUUGGCCAGUCCUGUGUCUUCAGCCAGCUCCCAAUCCCCAACCCCAGCACAGCAGAAGAAAGGAAAGUCAAAAAAAGAAGAUAGCACUAAAGAGGAGAAGCAGAAAUGGGAUGUGCCCACUCAGCUCCUGAAAUCAGCCAAGCCCACCCAAGGGAGCAAAUCACAGCAGCUCCUCCAGACCCAGGAGCCAUCAGCCCCCCAGUCUCAGCAGGGAGGCUUCAGCACUCACAAAGAGAUCAAACUGACUCUUUUGAAUAAGGCAGCUGACAAAGGAAGCAGGAAAAGAUAUGAGCCAGCAGACAAAAACAGGCCAACUUCUCCUCCAGCCAAGCGGGUGAACCUGUCGCCUGACAGAGGCUCUCGUGACAGGAAGGCAACUGGGAGACUCUCUUCACCCAAGGAAGAACGGCAAAGGGGCCAGAACCCGAAACCUUCUCCUGUGCAGACAGACAGGAAGCGCCAUCUCUCACCUCAGUCCAAGAGCUCCAGCAAAGUCACAAGCGUACCAGGCAAAGCAUCAGAGCCAGGCAACAUGGGUGCCAAUGCAGGCAAAUCCAGCACCCUGUCCCGACGAGAGGAGCUCCUGAAGCAGCUCAAGGCAGUGGAAGAUGCCAUCGCUCGCAAGCGGGCCAAAAUCCCGGGGAAAGUAUAGCGGGAAGUGCCCCUGAGUGACUGUUCAUUUUUUUUAAAAAGAGUGUCAAAGCAGCCACUUUGGGAUUUUGCAGUUCUGUCUUGUUUUGGCUGCAAUUCUUUAAAAACAAACAAA
Messenger RNA from Neopsephotus bourkii (Bourke's parrot), 1983 nucleotides. RefSeq names its product zinc finger CCCH domain-containing protein 18-like. The transcript is spliced from 12 exons. NCBI's taxonomy places the organism in Eukaryota, Metazoa, Chordata, Aves, Psittaciformes, Psittacidae. The record is from RefSeq and is a predicted model, not a curated record. The annotation marks the transcript as partial.